GUCCCUACAUUCUCCGCCCGACAUCCCAUGAUCCCCAAACUGUAUGUGAUGCCAUGGAAACAAGACAUGAAGAACCAAAAGCUCCUGAUGAAGAACGCAGCUCUUGCAGAGAUCCCUCUGGUUCCUCUUGAGGAGUCUUUAUGUUUUAGUGGUCGGGAACGCCUCUGCCACAGUCAGGAAUCCACCUCCUCCUCCUCCUCCUCUGCUCUGCUCACCCAAACAGAACAGACAGCUCAUCACUCCUCCCACUUCUCCAGAUACAACAGCUCUGUGGUGACCACCAGGCGCCUCUACCAAACAUGAAGGCAUAUCACACAAGCUGCACAGCUUAAAUUGUAGUAUUGCUAAUGCAGAUACAGAUAUAGGACACUUUGAAAUGGUCCCUUAGUUCAGUUUGCAAAAGAAGAAUUAAUCCCAUUUUAGAUUUGAAAAGGAAAUAACCAGGAUGCUUCACAAAAUACAACCAUUUAGAUUUUCUUUUGCAUGGUUUAAAAAAUGAAUGUCCAUUUUGCCAUUAAAGAAAUACAUAUGUGA
This is a messenger RNA of Eleginops maclovinus (Patagonian blennie), 534 nucleotides long. RefSeq names its product sperm-associated microtubule inner protein 10-like. Lineage: Eukaryota; Metazoa; Chordata; Actinopteri; Perciformes; Eleginopidae. The transcript has 3 exons. Bases 28 to 303 code for a protein of 91 amino acids. The record is from RefSeq and is a predicted model, not a curated record.